Messenger RNA from Microthlaspi erraticum, 2103 nucleotides. The record is from the annotation of a GenBank genome assembly. NCBI's taxonomy places the organism in Eukaryota, Viridiplantae, Streptophyta, Magnoliopsida, Brassicales, Brassicaceae.
AUGGAAGGUUGGCUUUAUACCAUCCGACAUAACCGGUUUGGCCUUCAAUUUUCCCGUAAACGAUAUUUUGUUCUUCUCGACAACAACCUUACAAGCUUUAAAUCUGUACCAUCCGAUGAAAACGAGGAACCGGACAGAAGAGCAUCUCUAGAUUGCUGUAUUCGGGUCACCGACAAUGGUAGAGAGAGUUUCAAUAGGAAGAUCCUUUUCAUAUUUACUCUUUACAACACUUCGAACCAUUUGGAUGAACUAAAGUUGGGAGCAAGUAGUCCUGAAGAAGCAGCCAAAUGGAUCCGAUCAUUGCAAGAUGCUUCACAAAAGGGAUCACAGUUUCCGGAUUGCGAGUUUGUAUCUCAUGCUGAGAAGGGACUUGUGAAGCUUGAUGUAUCAAAGAGGUCACGCCGCAAAAACUCAGUGGACUGGACAAAUUACUCAUUAUCGAAUGUUGAGAGGACAAGUGACUCAUCAUCAUCACUGAAUGUUGAAACAGUAGCAUCUGAUGUCAUUGCACCUUCUCCUUGGAAAAUCUUUGGAUGCCAAAACGGUUUACGCCUUUUCAAAGAAGCUAAAGACUGGGAUUCUCGUGGAAGGCAUUGGGAUGAUCAUCCAGCAAUAAUGGCGGUUGGGGUCAUUGAUGGUGCUUCAGAGGAUAUCUUCAACACUUUAAUGUCUCUCGGUCCCUUACGAUCAGAAUGGGACUUCUGUUUCUACAAAGGCAGCGUGGUGGAGCAUCUUGAUGGACACACAGAUAUUAUUAAUAUCCAGAUGUACAGUGAUUGGUUGCCAUGGGGCAUGAACCGAAGAGACUUGUUGCUUCGACGCUACUGGAGAAGGGAAGAAGACGGAACAUAUGUGAUACUUUGCCACUCUGUCUAUCACAAGAAUUGCCCACCAAAUAAAGGAUACGUUCGUGCUUGUGUCAAAAGUGGUGGUUAUGUGAUCACUCCGGUAAGCAAAGGCAAGCAAUCAGUAGUGAAGCAUAUGGUAGCCAUUGAUUGGAGAAGCUGGAACUUAUACAUGAGGCCAGCUUCUACAAGAUCCAUAACCAUCCGUGUGGUUGAGAGGCUUGCAGCAUUACGCGAGAUGUUCAAAGCAAAGCAAGGACACGGCUUCACUGAGUUUGUCUCAGGCGAAUUCAUGGAAACCAAUUCCUGCUUGUCCAAGAUCAACACUACUAGACCCCUUAAAACAGAAGCCAAAAGGAUUGAUAAAGAUCUUGUCAAGGUUGAGGAUUUUGAGAAACCUUCUGAAGCACGUAACAGUUUGAUGGACUUGAACGAUGCCUCUGACGAGUUUUUCGACGUUCCUGAGCCUACUGAGUUUGAUAGCCUGAUUGAUAACUCUCCGUUUUCGCAAGGAAAUUCUCAGGUCAAGAUAUCACCAUCUGGUAUUGUCAAGAAACUUCAAGACCUAGCCAAUAACAAGAAAGGCUAUAUGGAUUUACAAGACUUGGGUAUCGAUGAAAAGAGCACAUUUUUCUAUGGAGCCACUCUUCAGAAAGACCCAAAUCUUUCUCAGCCUUGUUCUUGGUCUGUCGCGGAUCCAUCCACAUUCUUGAUUCGCGGAAGCAAUUAUCUAGAAGAUCGCCAAAAGGUAAAGGCAACAGACACAUUGAUGCAAAUGAUUGGAGCAGACUGGAUCAGUUCUGAUAAACGAGAAGAUGAUCUUGGUGGACGACUAGGCGGUCUAGUUCAAGAAUUCGCUGCCAAAGGAGGUCCUGAGUUUUUCUUCGUUGUAAACAUACAGGUCCCUGGUUCGGCUAUGUACAGUCUAGCAUUGUACUAUAUGCUGAAAACUCCAUUGGAAGAGCAUCCUUUGCUAAAGAGUUUUGUGGAUGGUGACGAUGCUUAUCGAAACUCGCGUUUUAAGCUCAUCCCUCAUAUCUCCAAAGGUUCAUGGAUUGUGAAACAGAGUGUUGGCAAGAAGGCUUGCUUGGUGGGUCAGGCACUUGAAGUUCGUUACACCCGCGGCAAGAACUACUUGGAGCUUGACGUUGAUGUUGGAUCUUCAACUGUUGCAAGAGGAGUAACCAAUCUUGUUCUUGGGUACCUUAACAAUUUGGUUAUAGAAAUGGCUUUUUUGAUACAGGUAAGGGCAAACUAA